UGCCCGUCUUGAAAACCAGUAGAAAGUGUGCUCGUGCGUACUAGCAAGCUGACUGAAAAGUAAAGCUUCGUACGCAACAUUGUGACUCAAACUAAAAGUGUUUUGUGUUUUUCAUCAAGCAGCAUGUCGGAGUCAACAAAACAAAGGAUUAAGGAGCUGGAGGCAGAGCUGGAGAAGCUCAGGUCCCAGCUAAAGGAGGAAGAUGUUGGAGCUGGAGACUACGUGAUGUCCAAAUCAUGUCCUAUUGAAACAGAUAGAAGGUCUGAUGACAGCACCAGCAGUGCUAAAAAAUGUAGAAAGAAAUCAGGCAAGGAGCGUCCCUUUGACUUUACUGCUCACCCUCGGCGUCAUGUAGCGCUCAGACUGGCCUACCUGGGGUGGGUCUACCAGGGGUUUGCUGUCCAAGAGAACACAGACAUCACGGUGGAGGCCAGACUCUUUGAAGCACUGCUGAAGACUCGGCUGAUUCAGGACAGGCAGAGCUCCAACUACCACCGAUGUGGUCGCACGGAUAAAGGAGUCAGUGCCUUUUCACAAGUCAUUACCAUUGACUUGCGCUCCACACAGUUUUGUGGAGGUCUGGGCGUCACCCUCCCUGAAAAUGUUGACCUUGAUGCAGUAAAAGACUGUACCUCUGAGCUUCCAUAUGUAAAGAUGCUAAACAGAGUGUUGCCUCAGGAUAUUCGUAUCUUGGACUGGGCUCCAGUAGCACAAGGUUUCAGCGCACGCUUUGACUGCCAGUCCCGCACAUACCGCUACUACUUCCCCCAAGCGUCACUGGAUGUUGCGUUAAUGGCGGAAGCUGCAAAACGGUACGAGGGCACUCAUGACUUUCGUAAUCUGUGUAAAAUGGACGUGGGGAAUGGAGUCCUGCAGUUUGAGAGGACCAUUCUGUCAGCCAACAUCAAGCCUGUGCAUCCCCAACGCGAGUCCAGAAAUCAAUAUGAUCUGUUUGUGUUUGAGAUCAAAGGGUUAGCCUUCCUUUACCACCAGGUACGCUGCAUGAUGGCCGUGCUUCUUUUGAUUGGACAGAAGCUGGAAGCUCCAGAGAUAAUUGAUCAACUUUUGGAUGUUAAGAAUAACCCCAGGAAGCCCCAAUACAGCAUGGCGGUGGAUUAUCCUCUGGUGCUGUACCACUGCCACUUUGAAGGCUUGAGCUGGCAGCUGGAGGCGGACGAGGCGAACCACGUUCUGUCGUCGCUGCAACAGCACUGGACUCAGAGCGCCGUCAGGGCCCACAUUCUGCACGAGAUGAUUCAAGGUUUGGAGGAAAGAGGUGGUGUAUCUUCUAACCGUUGCUGCCUUGUGGAAGGCAGCAGACAAAAAAACUACCGUCCACUGCUGCAGCGGCCGUGCUGCGAGAGCCUGGAAUCCAGGAUAGAUCAUUUUGUGAAAAGAGGCCGACUAGAGCGGGAGGAAGGGGAGAAUGGAGGUGAAACUGUUCACAGAGGCAAAAGAUCCAAACAGUCCCACAAUUCCUCCUGUUUGCCUGACUCCUCGUGCACACCAAAACAAGAUGUUGAUCAGAAGAUGGAUACUUAG
Nematolebias whitei (Rio pearlfish) is the source of this 1542-nucleotide messenger RNA. RefSeq names its product pseudouridylate synthase 3 (gene pus3). The transcript is spliced from 7 exons. Bases 124 to 1542 code for a protein of 472 amino acids. Gene Ontology annotation, molecular function: pseudouridine synthase activity; RNA binding. Gene Ontology annotation, cellular component: cytoplasm; nucleus. The record is from RefSeq and is a predicted model, not a curated record. Gene Ontology annotation, biological process: mRNA pseudouridine synthesis; tRNA pseudouridine synthesis. Lineage: Eukaryota; Metazoa; Chordata; Actinopteri; Cyprinodontiformes; Rivulidae.